This is a messenger RNA of Brachypodium distachyon (stiff brome), 1123 nucleotides long. RefSeq lists its product as uncharacterized. The record is from RefSeq and is a predicted model, not a curated record. Lineage: Eukaryota; Viridiplantae; Streptophyta; Magnoliopsida; Poales; Poaceae. The coding region runs from base 72 to 923 and encodes 283 amino acids. The transcript is spliced from 2 exons. Gene Ontology annotation, cellular component: nucleus. Gene Ontology annotation, biological process: negative regulation of ubiquitin protein ligase activity; regulation of nuclear division.
UAAUCGAGUUAGGCGUCGCCUGGGAGCAGUUUGGCGUCGGGCGGACGCCUACAACCCGCCGCGGACGCCGGAUGCAGGUCGUGGGGGAAGGACGCCAAAGACCGAGGCCGCACGGGAAAGCGACCGCGGCCCCGCUGGAAAGCGACCCCGUCGGCGGGAAAUCGAGGGCGAGGGCGCGGGCGCGGGAAACCGACCGUGCGAGGCCUUUACCACGGGUGCGGGCCAGCUUCACGGAGAGGGAGAGGGAGUGGAAGAGAAAAGGCGGAGGCGGAACUCUCGGCGGCGGCGGCGGUCCUGUAUCUCCGCUUGCCGCUCCUCUGUUCAAGCAUCUCCACCGGGCGACUGUACCUGCUCCACCCUGUCCUCAGCUGCAGCUCCCCGUCCGCACCCGCAGCUCCUGCUCGCCCGCCUCCGUGGAUUGUCUUCCCGUCCACACCUACAGCUCCGGCCCGUCCGCCCCGUGCUCCCUCCUCUUCCUCUGCUUCCUUCUUCCUCUGUUUCUUUCCUGUCUCUCUGCUUUGUUGUAUAGUGUGACUGGAAGUGCUCGGUUUUUUACAGCUGAUAGCACAAUGGCAAUUGAAAGGAGAAGUCGUCUGCAGAAUGCUGCUCAGAUCCUGUGGGCAGAAGAUUCUUCCCAAUCUGUGGAUCCAAUAACUCCAGCACAGGCAGAGCAGGGUGUGCCAACAACUGAGGGUGGUCAAGCUGUUGCAAGCUCUGCAACUUCUUUGGAGGAUGGCAAGCUGAAGAUAUAUUCCUCUCCAUCUGAUUGCUCCUUGCAGGCCACUCCAUCCAAACCAUAUGAUCCAGCUCUUGCAGAUCUCAUGGAGAAGAAGCUGUCCAGCUCGUUAGAGCAGAUCGAGAAGAUGGCGAGACGAAACCUAAAGAAAACUUAUUAUCUGUCAUUCAAAGGUCACAUUGACUGAGGACGAAAUUUUUAGUUGAGAUUUUGAAGAGCAGCGCAAAUGAAUGCACAUAUAAUAUCGCUGGAGAACUGCAAGAUCUACUUAAACUCACAAAUUAGGUUGGGUAGAUAUACCAGACAUGAAUUUAUUAUGCCUUAUUAUGCAUGAGUGUUUUCCGGAUAAUAUACAUGGUUAUAUACAAUUUCGUGUGACUUAAACUA